Molecule: messenger RNA, 357 nt
Organism: Volvox carteri f. nagariensis
Lineage: Eukaryota; Viridiplantae; Chlorophyta; Chlorophyceae; Chlamydomonadales; Volvocaceae
Exons: 4
Source: RefSeq, a predicted model, not a curated record
CCACCAUCCAACAUUCGGCUAUUGAAGAAGGAGAAACGCUUGGAGCUUUUAUAUGAUGAGGGCCAAAAGAUCUCGCUGCCAGCAGAGCUGCUGCGCGUGUGCAGCCCCAGCGCUGACACCAGGCGACUAAUUCCUGCUACUGGCCGCGAACGGGUGGUCGCGGGUCGCCGCCAUGUUGGCAUCAUGUCCAUUGAACCAGUCGGCAACUACGCCAUCCGGAUCCAUUUUGACGAUCUGCACAGCAGUGGCAUCUUCACGUGGGACUAUCUGGCCCAACUUGGCGGCCCGGGCAGGUGGCCGGCGAUGCGCGAGUACCUACGCGGGCUGCGGCAGGCAGGGCUGAGCCGUGAUCCGCAG